AGUGCGUGGAGGCCAGACGAACGAAGCGCGGCGGAGAACACCCUGGUGGUGUACCUGAUCUUGCUGGUCUAUUCAUCGGAUUGGGAUUUGCUUCGAUAUCCGUUGCGAAGAUGUCCGACGACGAACAGCAAGAGCAGACCAUCGCUGAAGACUUGGUCGUGACCAAGUAUAAGAUGGGUGGUGACAUUGCCAACCAGGCACUGAAGAUGGUCAUCGAGGCAGCCAAGCCAGGUGUGUCUGUUCUCAGUCUGUGUGAGAAAGGAGAUUCUUACAUUAUGACUGAGACUGGGAAGGUCUUCAAGAAAGAGAAAGACAUGAAGAAAGGCAUUGCGUUCCCCACCAGCGUGUCAGUCAAUAACUGUGUAUGCCACUUCUCUCCCUUGAAGAGUGACCCUGACUACACGCUUAAAGACGGAGACUUGGUCAAAAUUGAUCUUGGAGUACAUGUCGAUGGCUUUAUCUCCAAUGUAGCCCAUAGCUUUGUUGUUGGGGCCAGUAAGGAAGCACCUGUGACAGGCAGGAAAGCUGAUGUCAUCAAAGCCGCCUACUUGUGUGGAGAGGCAGCACUUCGUCUUGUAAAGCCUGGCAACCAAAACACACAGGUGACUGAGGCAUGGAAUAAGAUUGCUCAGUCAUUCAAAUGCAGUCCAAUAGAGGGCAUGUUGUCACAUCAAUUGAAACAACAUGUUAUUGAUGGAGAGAAGACCAUCAUUCAAAAUCCCACAGAUCAGCAAAGGAAGGACCAUGAGAAAGCAGAGUUUGAGGUCCAUGAAGUGUAUGCUGUGGAUGUCUUGAUCAGUACAGGAGAAGGGAAGGCAAGAGAUGGCGGUCAAAGGACCACCAUCUACAAGCGAGACCCCAGUAAACAAUAUGGACUGAAGAUGAAGACUUCCAGAAUGUUCUUCAGUGAGGUGGAGAGACGCUUUGACGCCAUGCCUUUCACUCUUAGGGCGUUUGAAGAUGAAGGAAAGGCUUGUCUAGGAGUGGUUGAGUGCGCUAAGCACGAACUCCUGCAGCCCUUCAGUGUACUGCAUGAGAAGGAGGGAGAGUAUGUGGCUCAGUUUAAGUUCACAGUGCUGCUGAUGGCUAACGGACCUCUGAGAAUCACCAGUGGGCCAUUUGAACCAGAGCUUUACAUAUCUGAGCAUGACGUUCAGGAUCCUGAGCUAAAGUCACUGAUACAAAGCUCUGCAAGUCGUAAAGCACAGAAAAAGAAGAAAAAGAAGGCUUCCAAGACUGCAGAAAAUGCUGCAGGACCUCGAGUAGAGAAUGAAGUUGCAGCAGAAUAGAUACUCUACAACAAGCCCCCCCCCCCCCCCACACACACACACAGACACAGGCAUAACACAUUCAAUUUGCAAAAACCUUAAUGCAAGUCGUGCCCAUCAGCUCCCCUAUAUAUGUUUUUGAGAAACAUUGGACUGUGUCAUUCGGAAGUAUGUUAAUUUGAAAUUGGACUUAUAGAUGACAGUGACUUUCUACUGAUUUUCAUAAAAAUCUGUGCUUACUUUUUUGAAGCACUCAGUUUUUCUUUGGAAUCUGCAAAACCAGACCUUUUCGAAAUGUCAUGAUUUAAAAAAAAAAACAAAAAAAACUUAGCAAGACUUUUGUAGAGUUGUGGUUUUAUCCACGUGUUGCUAAUCUAAUUUUUUUAAAAAUGCUUUGCCCUAAUGUUUGAAUUCAAACUGCUAGUUAAAUAGUAAUGAAAGGAAGUAGUGAGCAAUUGAACUUUGGAAAAGUUACCCAAAUCCAUUCUCAUUCCUCAGGGUUGGAAUGUUUUUUAGGCAAAAUUGACUUUACUUUUUGAAUCUAAAAUCCUUCCAUGGAGUGUUGGGAGUGCUUUCUGGGGCAUUAGAAUUCUGUGCACAGAAUUCUUAUAUACUUCAUUCUUCUGAAGAUAGAGAAUUUUGAACCGUGGACUUUUGGGAACUACGUUUCCUUUAUUAACUGCCAUCUUUGUCUUCUUUCUAGUCUGACUGAGCUUUAAACCAGAGCGCAGCUUUGUCUGAAUUGAGAAAUAUUGAGAAAUACAUAAGCUAAUCUUUUCCCUAUAAUUUGUUUUGCAUUGGCAUUUUAAAAAUUGAUUUUCUUCUGUGUAAAGCUUGUAUUGGACCAUGAAAGUAUCCCCAGCUCAAUUAAAACUACUCAUAUAAACCUAAUGACAUGUUGAAGAAUAUGUAAUAUUUAGCACCAAGUAAGAGACCAGGUUCAAAACACUGCUAAGCCACUUUCCCAGAGCUUUUUUCUUUCCGUAUGUGCAUAUAUCAGACACAUUUUUGGUAAAGAGUAAACAUGGGGUAUAAUGAGAUACCAGGCUUUAAUCUUCGGAUGUAAUUUUUUUUUUUCUUUGUCUUUAAUUUCUGUAAUAAAUAUAAACCAUUGACUUGCUAUGAUUUGCUGUAACACAUACAAUAUUAGUGGCCUAAACAGAGUUGUUAACCAAGUAUGGGAUGAUUUGUCUCUCUGAAUUUAGCCAUGCAGAUUCCAGUUAAUGUGAAAUUGCAAUAUCGCAACUUAUGGGUUGAGAAAUGGUCUUAAGAUGGGCCUGAGAUACUUGAACUCAAAGUUCCCGGGCAACAUCCUUUAGUCUGUUUUCUUCAACAAGGGUAUGUGGCGUUAAGGACAUACCAGUUUCAUCCCUUGCAACGAUGCAUGCAAAAAUCUACUUAAGUGCUACUAUCUCCCCUUGUGGGGAAUUUUCUACCUGUUAAACAUGAGUGAGCAGGUUACAAGCCAGUCCCAUGAGGAAUGGGGCAGGAGGAAGUGGCUGGUCUCUGAUUUAGGAUUUGGCCAACACUUGAACAUAGCAGGUGGCUGGGCAGAUCAGGUGGAUUUUGAUGUGGCAGUGGGGAGAUGAGUUUGGUUAGCCUUUUACGUUGUUCCCAGAUCGUAUACUUGGGCCAUCCCAGAAAACCUGUGGAGGUUAUUUGGCAUGCCUGAGACUUUGAAAUUGACACAUCUUGUUUUAUAGGAAAAACAGUAUAUGAGACUAUUUUACAACUAAUGAAAUAAAAUGAAACUUUAAAUAUU
This is a messenger RNA of Electrophorus electricus (electric eel), 3030 nucleotides long. It is a transcript of the gene pa2g4a, whose product is annotated as proliferation-associated 2G4, a. The record is from RefSeq and is a predicted model, not a curated record. NCBI's taxonomy places the organism in Eukaryota, Metazoa, Chordata, Actinopteri, Gymnotiformes, Gymnotidae.